Molecule: messenger RNA, 2715 nt
Organism: Mustela lutreola (European mink)
Lineage: Eukaryota; Metazoa; Chordata; Mammalia; Carnivora; Mustelidae
Product: acid-sensing ion channel 2-like
Exons: 10
Coding region: 151-1848 (565 amino acids)
Biological process (GO): sodium ion transmembrane transport
Cellular component (GO): membrane
Molecular function (GO): ligand-gated sodium channel activity
Source: RefSeq, a predicted model, not a curated record
GCGCCACCGGAGCUCCUUUCGGGCGCACGCUUCCCUGGCGCGGGCUGCGCGCGGCGGCUGCUGCUGCUGCUUCCACUGCUGCUGCGGACUCCCAUGGCGGCUCCGCCCGGCCGGGGCUGCCGCCGCUGCCGCCAGCCGCGGGCUGAAUGAAUGAGCCGGAGCGGCGGAGCCCGGCUGCCCGCGGCCGCGCUCACCGGCCCGGGACGCUUCCGCAUGGCCCGCGAGGAGCCGGCGCCGGCGGCGGUGGCGGCGGCCGGGCAGCCCGGGGGCGACCGGGGCGGCGAGCGCGAGCGGGCGCUGCAGGGGCCGGGGGUCGCCCGCAGGGGGCGGCCGUCGCUGAGCCGCGCUAAACUGCACGGGCUGCGGCACAUGUGCGCCGGGCGCACGGCGGCGGGGGGCUCCUUCCAGCGGCGGGCGCUGUGGGUGCUGGCCUUCUGCACGUCCCUCGGCUUGCUGCUGUCCUGGUCCUCGAACCGCCUGCUCUACUGGCUCAGCUUCCCGUCGCACACGCGGGUGCACCGCGAGUGGAGUCGCCAGCUGCCCUUCCCCGCCGUCACCGUGUGCAACAACAACCCUCUGCGCUUCCCGCGCCUCUCCAAGGGGGACCUCUACUACGCCGGCCACUGGCUCGGGCUGCUGCUGCCCAACCGCACCGCACGCCCGCUCGUCAGCGAGCUGCUGCGGGGCGACGAGCCGCGCCGCCAGUGGUUCCGCAAGCUGGCCGACUUCCGCCUCUUCUUGCCGCCGCGCCACUUCGAGGGCAUCAGCGCCGCCUUCAUGGACCGCCUGGGCCACCAGCUCGAGGACAUGCUGCUCUCCUGCAAGUACCGCGGCGAGCUCUGCGGCCCGCACAACUUCUCCUCCGUGUUUACAAAAUAUGGAAAGUGUUACAUGUUUAACUCAGGCGAGGAUGGCAAGCCUCUGCUCACCACGGUCAAGGGCGGGACAGGCAACGGGCUGGAGAUCAUGCUGGACAUUCAGCAAGAUGAAUACCUGCCCAUCUGGGGAGAGACAGAGGAAACGACAUUUGAAGCAGGAGUGAAAGUUCAGAUCCACAGUCAGUCUGAGCCGCCUUUCAUCCAAGAACUGGGCUUUGGGGUGGCUCCAGGGUUCCAGACUUUCGUGGCCACCCAGGAGCAGAGGCUCACAUACCUGCCCCCACCCUGGGGCGAGUGCCGAUCCUCAGAGAUGGGACUCGACUUCUUUCCUGUUUACAGUAUCACCGCCUGUCGGAUUGACUGUGAGACACGCUACAUUGUGGAGAACUGUAACUGCCGCAUGGUCCACAUGCCAGGGGAUGCCCCUUUCUGUACUCCUGAGCAGCACAAGGAGUGCGCAGAGCCUGCCCUAGGUCUGUUGGCGGAGAAGGACAGUAAUUACUGUCUCUGCAGGACACCCUGCAACCUGACCCGCUACAACAAAGAGCUCUCCAUGGUGAAGAUCCCCAGCAAGACGUCAGCCAAGUACCUCGAGAAGAAAUUUAACAAAUCAGAAAAAUAUAUCUCAGAGAACAUCCUUGUUCUGGAUAUAUUUUUUGAAGCUCUCAAUUACGAGACAAUUGAACAGAAGAAGGCAUAUGAAGUCGCUGCCUUACUUGGUGAUAUUGGUGGUCAGAUGGGAUUGUUUAUUGGUGCUAGUAUCCUUACAAUACUAGAGCUCUUUGAUUAUAUUUAUGAGCUGAUCAAAGAGAAGCUCUUAGACUUGCUUGGCAAAGAAGAGGACGAAGGGAGCCACGAUGAGAACGUGAGCACUUGCGACACGAUGCCAAACCACUCUGAAACCAUCAGCCACACUGUGAAUGUGCCCCUGCAGACGGCCCUGGGGACUCUGGAGGAGAUUGCCUGCUGACAGCCCUCGGACCGCCCGGCAACCCCCAAACAGACCUGGAGGCCCAAGACCCAGGACAGGGGACAGCAGGCACAGGUGCGAUGGCCCCUGGUGACAGAAAGAAGAGCCCCCUAUGCACACAUAGCAAACUCUCUGCCAAAACCUCGCUGCGGCCACGUCUGAUGCGACGUGUCCUCGGGCCCCACCGUGCGUCCCUCUUAGGAGAAAUGAGUCACGCUCCGGAACUGUCCGAGAACCCACCUGCCAUCACAUCUCACUGCCAGAUGUAAAAAGCACCUGCAUGCUGAGACCGCUCACGGCGCCACCUCCACGUCUGUCUCUCUACCUGACUCUCCUCCGCGUGCUCCCCGGCAGCCACUCUGCGGCCACCCAGCGGGACCAGGUUCUAGCCCCGAAGUCGCCACCGCGUGGCCAUGCUGGGGUCGCAGCUGCACAGUCGAGAGGGAAAGCGCAGAACUCUCAACCACGUCCGGUCCUUGUGUACUUUGUGAAGGUUCUGAACCUGCCCUCAAACCCCUGCCCUCCUCCGAGCUGGCCCCUGGGCUGACCAGGGCCCCCCACCCCCUACCCCCGUCCCAGCGCCUGGUGGAGGCAGGGUGGCCUGGGCGACUCCAGCACUCAUCCAUGGGACCCACGUCAUUCUGCUGUCCCCGUGACCUAGCUUGUACAGUCCGAUUCUGUUUCUUCUUCGGGGGGCUUGUUUUGUCUGUCUGUCGGAGAUCUGUUCUGUUUGGUUUGGUUUUUACUUUCCGAAUUUGGGUUUUGAUGUUCUGAGGUUUGGUUUGAUUUAGUUUUUCCAUUUUCUCUGGCAUUUAUUUAUUCGUGCUUCCAGUCACGGUCAUAUUAAAAGCUGGUCUUGUGGAAACA